GGCAAGUACUCCCUCCCUUUCUUGCUGCAUCGCCAUCACCAAUAAUCCAGAGUCGCCAUGCCAAGAUCCUUCACCUACUCGUAGCCAGCAAGAUUCCAUCUUUUUCCUCUGAUUCGUAAAGGCAAGCUUGGACUUCGAUCCGUACUACUCCUACUAGAGUUGGGGCGGUGGCGGAGGUGUUAGGAGGAUGAGCAGCUCGUCGUCGGCGGAUGCGUCGCCGGGGUCGGUGCUGCAGAACAAGAUAAGCCCGAGCAUCCUGUUCAUCGUGGCGGUGCUGGCGAUCGUCUUCUUCGUGUGCGGGCUGCUGCACCUGCUGGCGUUCCAGGGCCAGCUGCAGCAGCUCUUCCACCUGCACGACGCCGGCGUGGACCAGGCCUUCAUCGACGCGCUGCCGGUGUUCCUCUACCACAGCGUCCUGGGCGGCGGCAAGGACCCGUUCGACUGCGCCGUGUGCCUGUGCGAGUUCGAGGCCGACGACCAGCUCCGGCUGCUGCCCAAGUGCAGCCACGCGUUCCACCUCGAGUGCAUCAACACCUGGCUGCUGUCCCACUCCACCUGCCCGCUCUGCCGCAGGAGCCUCCUCGCCCCCGGCGAACUCUCGCCGACCUGCAGCCCCGUCGUCCGACAGCUCCAGCGACAUGGCCGAGCCUGCGACGCGUGCCGCGGCAGACGCCGAGCCGAGCGGCAUGGCCGUCCGCGUCCCUGGAGCCGAGCAGCAUUUUGUCGAAUACGUGGUGCGCGGCCGCGGUUGAGAGGGCGCCGGCACGCGCCAUGCCCGCAGACGCGCGCGUCCUCCGUUGUUGCGUGGCGUAGGCGGCGGUUGAAGCCCGAGGAGGCGAGGCGGCGGUUGCUGCGGCGAGGCGGCGGCAGCCGCAGCGGCGGGAGGCACUACCAGAGGAGGGGAGGGAGGUGA
Lolium perenne is the source of this 913-nucleotide messenger RNA. The record is from RefSeq and is a predicted model, not a curated record. NCBI's taxonomy places the organism in Eukaryota, Viridiplantae, Streptophyta, Magnoliopsida, Poales, Poaceae.